GGAAAGGGUUAUCCCGACAUCAACACCCAGUUAUUCCUCAAGAAAUUGUGGAUUAUUAUGUCGAUUCCUGUGUUUAUUCUAGUUGAUGGAGAUCCGCACGGUAUUGAAAUUAUGUUAAAGUAUCGUUAUGGAUCAGUAAACACCGCUCAUGUUUCUCACGAGCUUGCUGUGCCAAAUGCCAGAUGGAUAGGCAUUUAUCCCUCGGAGAUGAAGGAAUUCGAUGUGCAGACGCAGGAACUAACUGCAAAAGAAUUAUCGCUGUUAAAGAGGCUUAUAAAUGGACCAUACGCGGCCAAUUCAGCCAUCCUAAAAGAAUUAAAGAUUAUGUUAGAAUCACGUCGUAAAGCCGGCAUCGAAGCUUUAAUGAUGACUCCGGUGUUUUUGAGUGAAGUUUAUUUGCCCUUUAAAUUUUGUACAAACGAAUUUAAAUAG
This is a messenger RNA of Phyllotreta striolata, 432 nucleotides long. Lineage: Eukaryota; Metazoa; Arthropoda; Insecta; Coleoptera; Chrysomelidae. The record is from the annotation of a GenBank genome assembly.